AUGCUAUUAGCUCUCGCAAUAUUUGGAAUGAACAAAAAGAAGUGGAGAGGGAUUAUGUUCAAGAUACGAGCACGACUCGUUAAUUUGAAUCGAGGCAUUUCUGCAGUCAGAAUCAGCGAAAGCAGACUAGAAACAUUUCAAGCAAGCUCAAGAGAGGAAGACUGCCCAGACAAUCUUCUCCAGGAAGAAUGCAUCGGAGAAUGCCGGAUGGAUUUUACGAAUUGCCGACUUUUAUGCGAGACAGAGUACUGUCUCUCGAUUUGCGAUAGAGAAUACAAUGACUGUUUGAAUUCGUGCCCAUGUGGAGAAAAUUGCCCAGAAGGUUGUCGAAACUGUGAUCAUCCACUUUGUCCUGAAGAAGAACCAUACUACGACGAGCCAAAACCAUUCGUGGACCUGCACAACGCGUACAUAAUAGACGGCGUCGGCUCAAAAACCGUUCAAGCAACGAUCGAUGCUACGAAGGAGCAGUUCAUGUGGGGCGUCAAAUAUGCACUGGUCAAUGACAUACUGUUUGUUUUUGGAGGAGAAGAAGCAGGAAUGGACUUUAAUCACCGAAGAAUUGCUUAUCUCGAUGGCUGCAGUUUCGUGUUUCUAAAUUCUGCUUUGACUUUGGCGGAUGGGGAUAAAGCCCUGAUUUGCUUUGAAUACACGACUCAAAAAAAGACUUGCAAUUAUUUUGAUGGAGAGCAAGUCACCAUUGCACCGAUGACUUCUUACGAGCACAAAUACGCCGGCCUUGGUCUGUACAAUGGGCAGCCAACGACUGUAGGAAGCUUUAAUUGGAAAGCGCCGUCGUAUGCGCAUGUCGAAACAUUAACUGAAUCUGGAUGGGUUUAUCUCGGAGAUCAUCCAGCCGCCCUGUACGGCCAUUCUCUUAUGGGCUUGAGUGACGGAACAGUGCUUUCAAUUGGCGGAUAUGAUGCUAUAAAAGAAACUGCUGUAACAGAUAUUUGGAGGCUCCAGAAUGAUGGUUGGACUUUGAUUGGAAAUCUUCGAAAGAAAGUGUGA
Messenger RNA from Oikopleura dioica, 1011 nucleotides. The record is from the annotation of a GenBank genome assembly. NCBI's taxonomy places the organism in Eukaryota, Metazoa, Chordata, Appendicularia, Copelata, Oikopleuridae.